Messenger RNA from Chaetomium strumarium, 1584 nucleotides. RefSeq lists its product as uncharacterized. The record is from RefSeq and is a predicted model, not a curated record. NCBI's taxonomy places the organism in Eukaryota, Fungi, Ascomycota, Sordariomycetes, Sordariales, Chaetomiaceae. The coding region runs from base 9 to 1247 and encodes 412 amino acids. The transcript has 2 exons.
AACAGCACAUGACAACCACAACGUGGCGCCAUAGCCUCAUUGCCAAUGACUGCAGCAGUCGGUUUUUUUGUGAUAAAUCAACCGACCCAACCUCCGCUUUUCAACCCUCCACCAAAUUUGUCUUCCAACUUGCAACUUGUGACUUGUCUGCGACAGUGCGACUCCCACAGUCCCACUCCAGGCUCAAGCUCAAGUUGGAUCUUGAAUCUGGCUCAGUGCUGCCUGGACCUGCAAUGCCUGCUCUUUCGUGGUUUCCAGGACUGAUGAGCAAAAUCACCGGUAGUCACCAUGUUCGCCGGCGACGGCGCGCUGGUCGGUCAUCCACACCAGGCAUUCCGCACCAGCCUGCUUCCGGCGAUAUCACCUGGCAAGCCAACCUCACAAGAAAUCAGGCAGUCACCGACCGCUGCAGAAUUGAGCUGGAUCCCGCCGCACUGGAUAGUCUCCCUCAGCUCUUCCGUCUGCCGUAUGACAUACGACACAAAAUCUACCGCCUCAUUCUAGACGAUGCUGGCACCCGGCAGCACAUCUUUUGUCCAUCGGUGUCUCGGAGGAGGAUGCCGAGGGAGUUACAACCUCGAUAUCUUUUGAGCGAGAAGUUCACCGACUCGGAUGGAUACUACGUCUGCGGUCACUACGAAUGCCAGAGGGCUGGGUGGGCAUUCAGAGUCGAGGCUCCAUCGGUCGGCUUCCGACUCGGCGAUCUGAACGCGUUGAUGAAAACUAACAAAUUCGCGUAUCAAGAGAUUUCACACUUCAUGUACGCAUCAAUCAACUUCCACUUCGCGACCUUUCGCGAGCUGGGCGCAUUCCUCGACUGGAUCAGCCCCGACACUAUUCCCUCUAUCCAGUUCAUCACAUUCAUUGCCCAUAUGCUGCCAGAUGGGACCGAGCACUGCAAGGAGCUGAUCGAGGGGAAGUACUUUCGAGGAAUUGACCGCGAUCAUGUGGCUCUUUUCAAGCGCAUGCCGAGCCUCAGAUCUCUCGAAAUCACCUUUUUCCCAAACAUCAUGCUGUCGUUCACCACACGGUUCACAAGCAUCAUGAAGCCACUGGAGGAACUGGCCAAGACAACGGAGAUCAAGGUCAUCCUGCCCAAGAUCUUCUAUAACAAGGACAAGAGUGGGCAGGGCCUUCCUUUGACACGAGGCUACAAUGAAAAGACGGCAUUCUAUUCAUUGACGAGGCCGGAAUACCUUGGCCGGAACAGGCUCAGCGGCUGUGAGGCGUAUUGGAGGUUCCUUUAGACAACUUGGGAAAGGAAGGAGUUUUCCGGGCAUAGUGGGCUUUCUUUUUGGCGUUCUCUUAGGCCGUGUUGCGUUUGCUAUGGUGAGGACUAAGGCGCAAUGGGCAUGGCCAUCUCAGAGGAUUUCUGCGGGAUGAUGUCUUCACUGUCAUCUAUGACUGCACUGGGCUUUCCUCUUCUUCAUAUUAUAUGCCCUGGAAUGAGGAAGCAAUUUCUUCGACGGGAGAUAGACGGUACUGCAGGCGCAAGUUAUGAAUGGCGAUUCCGGGAUGUGGUUGAGUUCUCGCAGUAUAACGUUAUCAUGAUCAGGUAAUAUGACUCCUGCCCAAUGUGAAUUG